CUUACGGAGUUUCCAAAGAACCUCCAAAUCUCGUCCUAUUUAGUUCACUUUCUCCCCCUCCUCCGGCGGCCAUUCCGACCUGCUGCUCCGAUCUUCCAUCCUCUUCGUCCCUUCUGCGCCUCUCCAGAACCGUAAUGGCGGCGGCACCUCGCAUCGUCUUUACCCGCCCUUCUUCGAUCCCGGCCAAAUUCGCAACUCCCCGGAGGUCGCUGCCACUGCAGAGCUUCUCCCCCGCCGUCGGACGCGGACUCCUCGCCAGGUCCUCGGUCCUGAGCUCCGGAUUCAGAUCCGAUGGUGCUGCCUACAUCUCCGGUGUAAGGACUCAUGUUGCAGCUGUUGAGCAAGCGAUUAUUGUUGAAGCUCAAAAAGUGGAAGCACCUGUUGUCAUCAUCACUGGAGCUUCUAGAGGUAUAGGAAAAGCGAUAGCCCUAACACUGGGCAAGGCUGGUUGCAAGGUUCUUGUGAAUUAUGCAAGAUCAUCGAAGGAAGCUGAAGAAGUCUCCAAAGAAAUCGAGGCAUUUGGUGGUCAGGCCAUUACUUUUGGUGGAGAUGUUUCAAAAGAAGCCGAUGUGGAAACUAUGAUCAAAACUGCAGUCGAUGCAUGGGGCACAGUUGACAUUUUAGUUAACAAUGCAGGAAUCACAAGAGACACACUGUUGAUGAGAAUGAAAAAAACACAGUGGCAGGAAGUCAUUGAUCUGAAUCUUACUGGUGUUUUCCUUUGCACACAGGCAGCAGCAAAGAUUAUGUUGAAGAAGAAAAAGGGGAGGAUCAUCAACAUAGCAUCUGUUGUUGGCCUAGUGGGGAAUGCUGGACAAGCUAAUUAUAGUGCUGCAAAGGCAGGGGUGAUUGGUUUUACCAAGACCGUUGCGAAAGAGUAUGCAAGCAGAAAUAUUAAUGUUAACGCUGUUGCUCCUGGUUUCAUUGCGUCUGAUAUGACUGCUAAACUUGGAGAAGAUAUCGAGAAGAAAAUUCUGGAGAUCAUUCCAUUAGGGAGGUAUGGCCAACCAGAAGAAGUUGCUGGCCUGGUGGAAUUCUUGGCCCUUAAUCCUGCAUCCAGUUACAUUACCGGGCAGGUCUUUACCAUCGAUGGUGGAAUGGUGAUGUAACCAUGGAGGCACUCGUUAUUAUAGUUUUAGUGUUCAAAGAAUCUUCAUUUGCCGAUGUGAUGUUUACUAUUAACUUCAGAUUUUGGGAAAUAUUGCAACCAAUUCAUCUAUGUUGUUCUCUUGCCAGGAUAUUUCCCCCCUUUUUCUUGUUUUUUUUUUGCUUCUAUAAAUGUUUUUUGAGAGAGACUGCCUACAAAUAAGAACUAAAAAUUUUCUGACA
This is a messenger RNA of Musa acuminata subsp. malaccensis (wild Malaysian banana), 1329 nucleotides long. Its product is annotated as 3-oxoacyl-[acyl-carrier-protein] reductase 4. Gene Ontology annotation, biological process: fatty acid biosynthetic process. The record is from RefSeq and is a predicted model, not a curated record. Lineage: Eukaryota; Viridiplantae; Streptophyta; Magnoliopsida; Zingiberales; Musaceae. Gene Ontology annotation, molecular function: NAD binding; 3-oxoacyl-[acyl-carrier-protein] reductase (NADPH) activity.